Cylindrotheca closterium is the source of this 1416-nucleotide messenger RNA. NCBI's taxonomy places the organism in Eukaryota, Bacillariophyta, Bacillariophyceae, Bacillariales, Bacillariaceae. The record is from the annotation of a GenBank genome assembly.
AUGGGACAGGCGCCCUCUAGCUAUACUGAAGGUGCAGAGAGAGACGACUUGAGGAAGAAUUUCCUCAAGACGCAUCGUCCCGAGCAAGAAGCCAAAUGGAUUCUGGACAGAUCUGAAGUGGGUGCGGCUUUGAUGUAUCAAGCUGACGAAAUCAUGAAAUUGAAAGGGAUGUCGUGUGAUGAAAUCUAUGAAGGAAAUAAAAGAAACGACUUUCAAAGGACUGACAGUGGACUUCUUCUUGGUACCACGUCGUCUGUAGUCUCCAAUAUUUUCUCAGAUACAACGACAGCUACUGACACAACACUGCCGACAAAAAAUAAUAUCAAGAGAUACCACCCUCGGGCAAACAGCACAAAUGAAAUGAAUCCCUAUGGAGACGAACGCGACGAAGAUGAUUUAGUUAUUAUGCCAAUGUCAGAUAUGUUGUCACCGUCAAGCAGCAAACUCCCACAAUUACCUACUGCUGAAAGAACAGAUGGCAUUUUCAACAUAUAUUCCAAACUCGUCAGCGCCUGUGCUCAGCCAAAGGAAGAGUGGCAGCUGAGGCGAGAAGAGCUAAUGACUGUACUACACCUCAGAAUGAAAGCUUAUCUUGGGCGAUACUUUCUCGAUCGCUUUUUGCCAAUGUUUCCGAGUUUUGGAUCGACUCUUGUUGAACCAUCUCGUCCGCGGCAACAUGACCCAGAAGAUACGGAUGCUUCGGACGGACUCACUUUCAAUGCAUUUGAGCCAGCAUCUCCCUUGAAUUAUAUAUAUCAUUCAAUACCCAAUUCACCAUUCAUGGAUCUCGGGUUUACGGGGAGCUUGAAUUUGGUUUCUCGUUCAACCACGCCUUCGAGGGCAUUCCUAACGGAACACCAAAAGAACCCAAGUCACUACAUUGUUCUUGUGAAUCGAAGGUCGGGUGUCCCCAUUGCCGUAUGCGCAAGGAAAAUGGGGUCAGGCAAACCACCAGUAGUUCGAAUCUAUGCAACAAGGCGUCGGGUAUUUGGGCAACUGGCUGCAGCGUCAACAGAAAAACUUGGAUUAGAUUGGAGUGAAAACUUACCGUUGUACCCAUGGGCGGAAAUUGUGACAGAAACAAUGUACCCGAACCCGUUGACUUUCUCCAUUUAUAUGUCGGCAGGAUCAGAUGGGAGAUUUGCUGCAAAACCGAGCUACGAGGCUCACCUUGCCAUCGACCCAGAGCCUGUUGUCAAGCUAUCCGGAAAGACUGAUGCAGAAAGGCAACCAUCUGGAAGUGCGUUGAUUUCAUUGCGGAUCGUAGAUGGGGAAAAUGGAAGGAGCAAGGUUCAGUUCAGUAUUGAUGUAGCUCAAGGAAUCGACCCUGCACUAGUGCUGUGCUUUGCAGCAGUCUUGGACGAGAUAUUGGAGGUAUCAAUGUUCUUACAAUGCCAAGCCCGUUCAGCUCAUUAG